Messenger RNA from Pleuronectes platessa (European plaice), 741 nucleotides. It is a transcript of the gene nop10, whose product is annotated as NOP10 ribonucleoprotein homolog (yeast). The coding region runs from base 155 to 349 and encodes 64 amino acids. NCBI's taxonomy places the organism in Eukaryota, Metazoa, Chordata, Actinopteri, Pleuronectiformes, Pleuronectidae. Gene Ontology annotation, biological process: rRNA pseudouridine synthesis; ribosome biogenesis; positive regulation of telomerase RNA localization to Cajal body. The transcript has 2 exons. Gene Ontology annotation, molecular function: box H/ACA snoRNA binding; telomerase RNA binding. Gene Ontology annotation, cellular component: box H/ACA telomerase RNP complex; box H/ACA snoRNP complex. The record is from RefSeq and is a predicted model, not a curated record.
UCCGCUCUGACUUCCGGCUGAGCUGAGACUUCGCCACACGUGGAAGAGUGAAGAAGAGAAAUCACGAGCGUCGCGUGUUUUUCGCUUUAGAAACGAAAUUAAAUCGACUUUAGUUCAUUUCUCUGGAUCUGAGAGACGCUUUGUUUUCAUCGCGAUGUUUCUGCAGUUUUACGACACCGAGACCGGGGAGCGAAUUUACACCCUGAAGAAGCUGAGACCCGACGGGCAGCCCACCAGCUCGGCUCACCCGGCCCGCUUCUCCCCGGACGACAAGUUCUCCAGGAACCGGGUGCUGCUGAAGAAACGCUUCGGCCUCCUGCUCACCCAGCAGCCCAGACCGAUCCUGUGAGAGAGGAAGGAGGGAAGAUGGGACUCGAGCAGAGGAGGGAAGAUGGGACUCGAGCAGAGGAAGGAGGGAAGAUGGGACUCGAGCAGAGGAAGGAGGGAAGAUGGGACUCGAGCAGAGGAAGGAGGGAAGAUGGGACUCGAACACAGAGGGAGAGCAAGGAAACCCAAGGCCCAAGAGAGGGACUGUACAUGUAUUGCAAACCAGCUGUCGUUGAUGUUAAGAAACAUUUUUUUACGUGCCAUGAUUGGUUCUUUUUAGGUUUUGGUUAUUUGAUUUUCAUGCUGAAUAAAUGGUCUCUAGAUGGACUGUAUUCUUUUGUUGUGUGUAUAUGAAAUCUAGAGGUGACAAAUUAAACAGUGACUCCUGAUGGGGAGAAAUCUACAACAAAUACA